CACAAGGAUGACGUUUGCUUUUAUCCAAAUGCCAAGCCGAGUACGACAUUUCGUAAAUUCAAACAUCACUGAUGGUUUAAAUAUUUAAUUGAUUAGACAAAAGCCAUACAAUGAGCAAAAAGAGCAAUAUUUCAUGGAUAAAGCCAGCAGAACCAUCAUUUCUACGUAAAUUUAAGAAUGAUGUUGGAUUCAAAGAGGGACCGACUGUUGAUACCAAGAGAGAAGAAUUGCCCAAGUUCGACGGCGAUAGCGACGACAGUGACCGUGAGGAUGAGAAGCCGCAAGUGGUGGUUCUGAAGAAGGGCCACCUAUCUGCAGACGAGGUCCAGAAGAUAAAAGAUGAAAUUAAAGAUUCGAAAUCAGAUGCAGAAGGGAAACCACCAGCAGAUGGCAAAAUAGUUUUCAAGAAGCCUGAAAAGCGCUCUUCAGAGAAGUUCCAGGGCAUCACAGCCAGUUCCAGCAAAAAGAGGAAGCAGCAGGAAGAAAAGGAGAGUCACAAGGGGAAAGAGGAGAAUGAAGGGAAGAAGGUGAAAAACAGCAGUCUUCUGUCCUUUGGUGAUGAUGAUGAUGAUGAUGAGGAAGACGAGGACUAACCUCAGAGGGGUACCAGGAAAGGGAGGUAUUUGUGACGGAUCACUGCAGUGAUGCUGUUGAGAAUUUCACUGGGAAGGGAUGCUGGGGUAUUAGGAGUAGGGGUGCACAUUAUUGAAGGGGAAGAAUAAUCAGCUCAGUGUUGAAAGUGAUGUGGAAGGUUUCCACAUCUGAUUCGUAAUGUGAAUGAAUUGUGUGUUUUCUACCUAACCUAAGAGUUAGAAAGAAAAAAAAAAAAGACUUUUAACAACUGUGACGUGAGAAAUCCAAGAGUCCCCCUGAGUGAAGUUUUUAAAUCCGCACACCUCUCUGCCCUUUGCUGGCAGCUUUGGCCUGCUUCUUUGCAUGUUGAUGAGCCAGGCCAUAGAGGGUCACCACGGUAAAUUCAAUAGCACAAAAACUUAAACUUAAAUUAAUUGGCAUUAGACCAGGAAGACCAAUGGCUUUGGAUAUAAUGACAAGUGCACAAAAGAACCUGAAAGGGAAAAACUGUUCUUAUGGGGGACAGUUUCCUACUUCUUUUUCAUUUUGUUUCCCAUGAUAAUGUGCUUAGACAUUUAAAAUCAUGCAUCAGGAUUAUACAAGGAAUACAGAAUCAUUUAGACUUUGUGCAACACAUUUCAUGUGUUUCCAGAUGUUAUUAGAUUAGGAACGAACAUUUUUUAAGUGUAUAUGAAACUACCUGGUGUGAUGCUGCCACUGUACAUUAUUUAAAAGAAUAAUUCAAGUGAUCAAAUGUGAAUGUUUCACUUUCCAAACAACUUUUUGCAGGAAGAAGUAGGUUGGGACUUGAAUAAAGGCAGUAACCCAAGCAUAAAUUUAGUUUGUCAUUUUCAACCGUUACAUAAGGUGCUCUUUAAGACACGAGACCUAAAUUAAUGGAAUGUUAAUAAAGUGAUUAAAACUACAUAAACGAACAGUGCUCAUGCUGUAGGACGAUCAGUCAUUUUGCAUUCACAACAUGAGGCAUGCGAUUACAUUUUACCAAGCCAGACCUUUCUAUGCCCUGCUCAUUGUAUGUACAUACAUGAUAGAGCUUCUACAAAGGAGCCAGUUCUGAAAUGUUUAAGUGUUUUAAACAAUGCUGUCCAACUUAGCAUUAUAGUUUUUAACCCAAAGGGUGUGGGCUGUAUUGUGAGUGUACUAGCUUGUUUGACUAUACUGUGGUGUGACUCUAGUGUGUCGUUGUCAUGAAUAAACAGUGAUUUUAUUAAUAUUGCAAAAAA
Anguilla rostrata (American eel) is the source of this 1817-nucleotide messenger RNA. RefSeq names its product KIAA1143 ortholog. The record is from RefSeq and is a predicted model, not a curated record. The transcript has 3 exons. Lineage: Eukaryota; Metazoa; Chordata; Actinopteri; Anguilliformes; Anguillidae. The coding region runs from base 111 to 593 and encodes 160 amino acids.